CCGCAUUCCCACAACUCACUCAGAUUUCUCACUUCACCUACCUUUCUUGAAGAUGCCGCCCGGUCCAAAAUUAAAACAACAAUUUCUUAGCAAAGAGCUCUCGGAGCCAUUGUCAGAUCCUGGCUCGUUUGAGAACAUACCCAAGGUUCGAACCAAUGCGGGGGAUUCGGUGGGACAAAGGCUAAAAGGAAAGGUCGCUAUCAUCACGGGCGCAAACUCCCCAAUAGGUAUCGGCCGAGCUACUGCCCAUCAAUUUGCCCGCAAUGGCGCCAAAGCUAUUUUCCUUUGCGAUUUCGCCGACUCCCAUCUCCCCACGCAUAAGCGCGAACUCCAUUCCCUAUACCCGGACGUUGACAUACAUACCCGCCAGUUUGACGCAGGAGAAGAAGAGUCAGUCGAUGAUGUCGUCCAAGAAGCUCUAGACAAAUACGGUCGUCUGGACGUAUUCUUCGCCAACGCCGGUAUCAGUUCCGCAAAAGUAUUUUGGGAAAGUAGUAGUGAGGAGUUUAUGAAGAUUCUCAAGACAAAUACGUUGAGUGUCUUCUUAGCAGCGAAAUAUGCAUCGAGGGCCAUGCUGAAAACGAGCUCUGGAAAACCGUAUCCUGGUGGAAGUAUCAUUGGCACCGCCUCCGUUGCAGGACUUCGGUCAAAUGCAGGGCCUACGGAUUACAGUGCGUCUAAGGCUGCUGUUAUCUCGCUCAUGCAGACUUGUGCGUAUCAGCUCACAGGCACCGGCAUCAGAUGUAAUGCCGUGUGUCCUGGCUUGAUUGAAACAGGAAUGACGAAGGUCACCUACGAAGCUGCGCGGUCAAGGGGCACAGAAAGGAAGAUCGGACAGCUGAACCCGUUGAGGCGAGGAGGCCAACCGGAUGAGAUUGCUAGAGUUGUAUUGUUCCUAGCGAGCGAUGAAAGUAGUUAUGUCAAUGGGCAGGCUUGGGCAGUGGAUGGUGGAUUGAGCGCUGGAUUACCUUUUGUGCCGGGGAAGUUGGCGUAGGAAGAAGGGAUUCACCCAUCACAAUAAUCCGGAACCCCUCUUGACGGGAAGGACAGCUUUACUGGGUUGUGAUAUUCAUUUUAGGAAACAGGUAAAUAUUACAGCAUACUAAUGUCUCCUCUCGAGCAUUGACAUCAUGCUCUAGCAAAUUUGGCUGAAAAUAAGAAGGGUUUUGGAAGGAUCCUGG
Lindgomyces ingoldianus is the source of this 1181-nucleotide messenger RNA. Its product is annotated as NAD(P)-binding protein. Bases 53 to 994 code for a protein of 313 amino acids. Lineage: Eukaryota; Fungi; Ascomycota; Dothideomycetes; Pleosporales; Lindgomycetaceae. The record is from RefSeq and is a predicted model, not a curated record. The transcript has 3 exons.